AUGGACUCUAGAAGGAGAAACACUCACCAAUUCCGUUUCAAAUGUCCUAAACUGAAAGAGUUAAGGAAGCUAGGAUCUUUGAGGGCUUGUCCUUCUGAUUUCAAAGACCGGUAUGGAAGAAUUCUGACUAUGUUGAGUACUAAUGUAGAAGACGGAGUUCUUAACACCGUGGUCCAAUUUUAUGAUUCAGCGCAUAGGUGUUUCACUUUCCCUGAUUAUCAUCUUGCACCUACUUUGAAGGAGUAUUUCUAUUACAUAGGCUUGCCUGUAUCAGAUCAGAUAUCGUUCAGUGGUCUACCUAUUAAGUUCUUGAUGAAGAAGGCUGUUACUCUUGCUAGUGUUAGGAGUAUGGUUGCUUUCGAAGUUGUUCUCACUUUGCUUAUCUAUGGCAUAGUCUUGUUCCCUAAUGUUGACAACUUUGUGGGCAUCGAUAUUAUCCAUAUUUUUCUCAUUCGAAAUCCAGUUCCUACUUUGCUCGUAGAUACAUAUUAUUCUAUCCAUGACAGAACAGAGAAGAGUGGAGGAAUUGUUAUGUGUUGUGCACCUUUACUGUACAAGUGGUCUAUUUCGCAUUUGCCGCAGUCCAGCUUAUUCAAGGAUAAAAAGAAAUGUUUAAGGUGGUCUCAGAGGAUCAUGUCUCUCACCAAUGCAGAUGUGACGUGGUAUUCUAGAGUUUAUGAUGACGUGAAGAUUAUUGACAGUUGUGGGUUCUUCAUUCAAGAAGGUGUUUAUAGCAAGGGAUUGAAGGAUAAGAUAGUCAACGCCUUGCAUAAGAUUCACCGAAAAGGAAAGGAUGAAUUAGGAAACAAAGAUUGUGUUUCCUUGGAGUCGUACACUCAGUGGAUGCAAGCAAGAGCUACUAAGAUCAUGAUGCCUUAUCCUCCUGAAGAACCUUUGUUCCCUAAAGUCAUAGGACAUACUCUUGUUCCAGGUUAA
Lathyrus oleraceus (garden pea) is the source of this 936-nucleotide messenger RNA. RefSeq lists its product as uncharacterized. Lineage: Eukaryota; Viridiplantae; Streptophyta; Magnoliopsida; Fabales; Fabaceae. The transcript has 3 exons. Bases 1 to 936 code for a protein of 311 amino acids. The record is from RefSeq and is a predicted model, not a curated record.